GAGAACAAAAUAAUAUUAUAAUAUUAUACCUAUUAUACCUCUUAUUAACUCCAGCUAAUCUUACUAGCACACGGGAUUACGGGAAUAUCUAUUUAAUACCUUAAUUAAAGGUGCGUUGCUAAUAUUUUCCGUUGCUCGACGUCCGCAGUUACUGUCCGAAUUAUUCACCCGCGCCAACUAGCUUGACUCAAACCGUCACUUGGGCAUAAUAUCAUCGUACCGUUUACAACAAAAAAUAUUUAAUACACCUGUAUUAUUAAUUUAAUUGAAUUAUAAUUAAAAAACAAUAAUAAUAAUUUAAUAUGUCCGCCACUGGAACAAUAAGCGACGGCGACUCGCGGUUAAAUUCGCUGCUGUCCGAUUUGAUAUGUCUGGAUCGCGUCAAAACUGAAAUACCCGUGAUCGGCUUGGGUUGCAAAUACUUCACGAAGCUCAUUGACGGUCUCAAGGAAUCCUCCGCCGUCGUUGAGUGGAGUCUGAACAAAGCCACCAUCGGCGUGGAUCAUGUGGUCAGAUUUCCGUACGUCAAAGACCAACUGUUGGCCAUCGAUCGGUUGCUGUGCUCUUCGUUGGACCUGACAGAACUCUCAUUACCUGUGUUGACUAGAACGCCGCAAGAAAUGUACGAUGGAAGUGUAGAAUAUGUUAUUGGAAUAGUAACACCGAUUACCAACUGGGUUGACUUGGAGCUUCUGCCUCCAGCAGAAUAUUAUGUCGACCAUUAUUUGCCGGAAUUAGAUCUUGAUCAACAAAUAAAGCCUGUAGAUAGUGAAAAGGGCCCAAGAGCAUGUCAAUUAUCCGUGAAGCUUGUUCGACGCAUCAAACAACAUGCUUACGCCGAACCAAAAUAUUUGGGGAGCUUGAUAUACAGUUUAUAUGGAGAAUCAAUUUUACUGACGAAAAUAUUUGUUUUUGAACCAAAGUUGUUGCCAAAGACGUUUCGUCAGAUCUGGAAGAAACUCGGUGAUGGCGUGACACCGGCUGAGGUAGCUAAUAGCUUAUUGUUGGUGGAAAUGGGCUGUCUGCGAUUUAGAGAAGGAGCAUCUUUACUUGUCAAGAUGAUGGAAAUCACCGAACAAAUGGCCAAAUGUUACAUAGAAAUGUUUAUACGAUAUGUGUACGAAAAAAGAAAUUAUGUGGUCAACAACCUAUCGAGAGUUGUAAAUCCUAUGACAAAAAAACAGAAAAGAAACAUGGAAUCCAUGUCUCAACAUGAAAAAGUGGAAACUGAAACAAUAAACGAGAAUACAAAUGGUGGUGAAUAUUCAUCAUCUUAAAAUUUAAAAGAUUAUAGGGUAGGUAGCUUAAUAGUUCAAAUUGUACGGACGUACUGAGCUAUUUUGGUGGUUUCGUUUUUAAUAUUAAUCGUUUUUAUAGUUAAAAUUUAUUUUAUAUUUUACUAAUUUUUUUUUACAUUUUGUGCCUAUUUAUUUUGAAUUUUAAGUUUAAAACAAAGAAAUACAGCAAUUUAUUAUUAUAUAAACUUCAGUUUUUUUUUUGGUUUUUAAUUAACAAGGAAUUAAAAAAAAAAAUGAAUUGUAAAUUAUAAUACACCGUAUUUAAUUGAUGGUGUAUGUUUAGGCGUGUGAAUUUAUACUUUUUCUCAUAGAAUUAUUAUUAUUAUUAUUUUUUAAUUGGUCUUUGAACUACGGCAACUAUGGCUAUUAGUUUUUUUUGGGAGGUUACGGUUGGUUGAUGAACACGUCUUUAUAUGGCACAAGGACUCGUCACCAAGAACCCGGGUGGUCACCCAUCCGGGAGCCAGCGACGCUGGACGGUGCUUGACCUCAGCACACAUUAGGCCAGCUGUGCCACACCAGGCCUCUUUUGAAUUAUUAUUUUGUUUUUCUUUGUUCAUUUAAUAAUUUGUGAUUACCUGUUGUAACCUAUAUUCGUUUUACGUCAUCGUCUUCAUAUUCCCAUAAUACAAUAUACUUAUAUACUAUUAUAAUAUUUAGGUAGGUAUCUACUAUAGUCUACAAUAUUAUUAUUUAAUUAAAAAUAAAAAUAAUUUCCUGACUAGUUAUAUACACAUAAUUAUAUGAUAUUCAUGAUGUCUACAUUUUGAUAUAGGUCAAUAGAUACUUAUGUUUGAUAAUAAUACAUAAAAAAUAAAUAACGAUGAUGAUAAAUAAUAAUAAUAUUACAAACGAUAAAUAUACUGCACUAGUCAAUGAUGUAAUUCAAACACAGUUGUAGGUAACAAUGUUAACAUAGC
Messenger RNA from Metopolophium dirhodum (rose-grain aphid), 2218 nucleotides. RefSeq lists its product as uncharacterized. The transcript is spliced from 6 exons. The coding region runs from base 303 to 1277 and encodes 324 amino acids. NCBI's taxonomy places the organism in Eukaryota, Metazoa, Arthropoda, Insecta, Hemiptera, Aphididae. The record is from RefSeq and is a predicted model, not a curated record.